UUUACGACCGGAAUCUGAGCCUGUGAACACACCCCUGACUCUACGGCUUCUGUUCUGGUCCGGUUCUGUUCUGAACUGGUGGAUCGGGUUCAGGUUUGCGAUGGAGCUGAAGGACUUCUGCCUGAUAGACUUUCACUUCAUGAGUCCACAGCGCCUCCUGGACUCCUCAUCCUCCCCUGCUGAUGAAGCUCAGUCAUCGGCUGCCUUUCCUGAUUCCUCCCCCCUUGACCCCUCACGCCGGGCCUUCCUCCUCCCCAGCCCAGCCACCUCUUCCUCCUCCUCUUCCUCCUACAGCCCCCUCUGUGGAGCGCCGGAGCCCAACUCCCCGACCGGAUCUACUUCCAGCGGAGGAAGCGUCGGAGGCAGCGCCGCGGUCUCACAGGCCGCGCUGGGCUUUUCUCCCGAUUCCUUUUCGUCCCAGGUGGACUCCAUCCUGAGGGGCGACUACCUGACACCCAUGGGUGCCGCGGGGCCCAAGAGGCUGUGCCUGGUGUGCGGGGACUUUGCCUCCGGCUAUCACUACGGCGUGGCGUCCUGCGAGGCCUGCAAGGCCUUCUUCAAGAGGACCAUACAAGGCAACAUUGACUACAGCUGUCCCCUGGUGAGCGAGUGUGAGAUCACCAAGCGGCGGAGGAAAGCCUGUCAGGCCUGUCGCUUCCACAAAUGUCUCCAAGCCGGGAUGCUGAGGGAGGGAGUGCGCAUGGACCGGGUGCGAGGAGGUCGACAGAAGUACAAGCGGCGGAUGGAGGCGGGUUCACACCGAAAGCUCCGCCCUCGAACUCCACCCCCCCCAGCCCCCCCUUCUGUCUCUUUAUUCACCGUCGCCUGUCUUUUAGGAAACAAGUUAGUCUCCCAAUUGCUGCUGACAGAGCCCGCCCCCCUCGACGCCAAUCAGGACAACUCCACCAAUGACGGCAGCCUGCGGAACCUUCUGACACUGUGUGACCUCCUGAACCGGGAGCUGCUGCUUCUGAUUGGCUGGGCCAAGCAGAUCCCAGGUUUCUCUGGGCUCUCAUUGGUCGACCAGAUGUCGCUACUGCAGAGCGGUUGGAUGGAGGCCCUGCUGGUGGGCGUGGCCUGGCGGUCGCAGGAGGCUAAGGGGGAGGAGCUUGUGUUUGCCAGAAACCUGCGGCUGGACGAGGCCGAGUGUCGAGCCGCGGGAUUGGCCGACCUGCACGAGGCGCUGCGUCACCUGACAGCCAAAUACCGGGCGGUGCACCUGAGCGCCGAGGAGGCGGUGACGCUGAAGGCCGUGGCGCUCGCUAACUCUGACGCGGACCCGGUGGACUGCCCCGACGCGGUGCACAGGCUCCAGGACGGGCUCCACGAGGCGCUGCAGGACCACGCGGCGUCCCGCGCCGAGCCGCGGCGGGCCGGCCGGCUGCUGCUGAGCCUCCCGCUGCUGCGGCAGACGGCCGGCCGCGCCGUGGAGGCUUUUCUCCGGCUGCACCGCCGCCGCGUCCCGCUGCACAAGCUGCUGCUGGAGAUGCUGGACGCCAAGGCCUGAAUGACGUCAUCUU
This is a messenger RNA of Pungitius pungitius (ninespine stickleback), 1520 nucleotides long. It is a transcript of the gene esrrd, whose product is annotated as estrogen-related receptor delta. Gene Ontology annotation, molecular function: estrogen response element binding; zinc ion binding; nuclear steroid receptor activity. The record is from RefSeq and is a predicted model, not a curated record. Gene Ontology annotation, biological process: nuclear receptor-mediated steroid hormone signaling pathway; regulation of transcription by RNA polymerase II. Gene Ontology annotation, cellular component: nucleus; chromatin. Lineage: Eukaryota; Metazoa; Chordata; Actinopteri; Perciformes; Gasterosteidae. Bases 101 to 1507 code for a protein of 468 amino acids. The transcript is spliced from 8 exons.